UCACACAUUAGGAAAGAAGGCAGAGGACUGUCUCAGCAAGCCAGGAGCUGGGGUAGAGGCAGAUCAGACACAGAGGGGGAUUCUUUUUCUGCUUGUUUUAUAUGUGAUUGAGGUGACAAGAGAGACCCUCCUGUCUGUGGAUCAGCUGAUGACAAAAGAUGAGGAACCAAAUCGCCAGUGCCCUGUCUGACUUCUUCUUUGAGUACGAGACCCCUCGCCAGGUGCUGGUGAAGAACAGGAGGGUGGGAGUGGUGUGCCGGCUCAUCCAGCUCGGGGUCCUGGUUUACAUCAUUGGGUGGGUCUUUAUUUAUGAGAAAGGUUACCAGUCUACAGACACCGCUGUGAGCUCCGUUUUCACCAAAAUGAAGGGAGUGGGCUACACCAACGUGAGCGGGAAGGAGACAGUCUGGGACGUGGCCGACUAUGUCUUCCCUUCUCAGGGGGACCCAUCUUUUGUUGUGAUGACUAACUACAUCAUUACUGAAGGUCAGGAGAUGGGAAAGUGUCCAGAGCUUCCCGGCAAGCACAGCUGCACCUCAAACAACGAUUGCAUAGGAGGUAGUUACAAACGUACAGGACACGGACAAAUGACUGGAGUUUGUGUGACAACCACAAAUACCUGUGAGGUGUUAUCAUGGUGCCCAGUUGAGGAUGACCGCACUAUACCAAAUCCUCCUCUUCUGAUGUCUGCAGAAAACUACACGCUUUUCAUCAAAAACUCUGUGACUUUCCCUUUAUUUGGAGUCACAAGAAGUAACUUGGUUGAGGGGAUUGAUGCUAACUACGUAGGCAAAUGCAUUUAUGAUCCGAAGAAAGCUCCACUCUGCCCUAUAUUCAGACUGGGAGACAUUGUUGAGCUGUCUGGCUUCAGCUUUGAAAAAUUAGCCCUAGAGGGUGGGGCCAUUGGUAUUGUAGUUGACUGGACAUGUAACCUGGAUGUUCAUGUAAAACACUGUAAACCAGAAUACAACUUUCACGGUCUCUAUGGAAACCCUGCUGACACUGACAGCACCAGUGCAUCGAUUGGCUACAACUUCAGGUAUGCAAAGCAUUAUAUGGAAAAUAAUGUUGCCAAGAGAACCCUCCUCAAGGUGUUUGGCAUCAGGUUUGAUAUUAUUGUGAAGUCUCUGGCAAGACAAUUUGACAUAAUCCCAACACUCACAGCAAUAGGCUCAGGCGUGGGGAUCUUUGGAGUGGCAACUGUGGUUUGUGACUUGGUGCUGCUGUAUUUGCUUCCAAAAAGAGAGUUUUACAAGAACAUGAAAUUCAAAUAUACAGACACACAAACACAGGACAGGGAGUCUAUCGAUUUAGACUCUAACGCCUAUUACACCCUCGAAGCAAAUGUAAGACAAGCCCAAGGCAAAGACAAGUCCAACGAUCCUGAUUCAGAGGCAGGAAGCAUAGAGAAAGAGAAUUGAUCUGGGAGCAAACAAGCCUGUAUCCAAGCUGCUUUAUAAAGUGAACUGUAUAGGAACAACAUCUUGGGAUGUGAAGAAAAACACAUGCACACCAACUCUGGAUGCACUCCUGAGAAAGGAAAGGACACAGCAUUUCUCUCUGAUCCUCAGCAG
Molecule: messenger RNA, 1574 nt
Organism: Girardinichthys multiradiatus
Lineage: Eukaryota; Metazoa; Chordata; Actinopteri; Cyprinodontiformes; Goodeidae
Gene: p2rx1
Product: purinergic receptor P2X, ligand-gated ion channel, 1
Exons: 14
Coding region: 159-1421 (420 amino acids)
Biological process (GO): monoatomic cation transmembrane transport; response to ATP
Cellular component (GO): nuclear inner membrane; plasma membrane
Molecular function (GO): extracellularly ATP-gated monoatomic cation channel activity; purinergic nucleotide receptor activity; ATP binding
Source: RefSeq, a predicted model, not a curated record